Meyerozyma guilliermondii ATCC 6260 is the source of this 2619-nucleotide messenger RNA. RefSeq lists its product as uncharacterized. Bases 1 to 2619 code for a protein of 872 amino acids. The record is from RefSeq and is a predicted model, not a curated record. The transcript has a single exon. NCBI's taxonomy places the organism in Eukaryota, Fungi, Ascomycota, Pichiomycetes, Serinales, Debaryomycetaceae.
AUGACCAGCUCUAGUGCCAAUGAGUCUGCCCAUGAUAUCCCGCUGAGUGGCUCGGCCACAGAAGUUUCCGAUACUUCCACCGAGAAAUUGAAGCCUUUUGUUGUUCCGGAGCGAAUUCGAAGAUGUUUAACUCCGUCCAGAUGCCGUUCUAAAAGUAAGUUUUCUGGACACCUUGAACGCCGAAGGAGAAUCAUUCAGCAAUGCCAAUUGAAAGCUCAGAAAACCAUGAGCGAAAUUCGAACUAAAUUAAUCAAUCGUAAGCAACAGUUUCAUCUUCAACGAUGCCGAUUGUCGUUACAAAUGAACCGCAAAAUGAAUGCUGCGAGAGAAAGAAGGCGGCGAAUACUUGGAGAAAGAAAGACUCGAGCCCAGAAUAUUGCCCUUUUGGUAAACGAACCGAUUAUAACCAACAACUUGAAAAAUGAGCCAAAAGAAAGUCGUCGCAAAGUGUCCGAUGCCUUUGAAAAACUGGUGAAAUUUAUCCAAUUCCACAUCCGUCGGUACCUCUUAAGGAACUAUUUGGACUACCUUCAUCAAAAUUCAGUUUUCGACAAACUUGACACUUUAUCUUAUUCUGAGUCACUUUUAUUCGUUCGAGAAAAUAGCAGAGAAGCAUGCAUUCUUCGCUCGGUAUUGUCUCAGUUAGUGCCUGGGGUAACCUACCAGUCGGUUUUGCUCUAUGGAAUUGUCCUAGUGGCGGAUAUAAAGGACUCUAUCAUAUCACAUUCGCACUCUGGAACCAACACUAAUACCGACACUUCUCACCAUGAUUUGGUAUCCAACUCAAUUACCCUCUUGCUAUACAAAGUUACUUUGUCAAUUCUUCAAGCUCUAAAAGCUAUUGCCUUACCUGGGGCAGAUUUAAGGUGGUUCAGCGAUUGUCGGUUGACAUUGUCAAGAUUGUGUCGACAGUACUGUGAGCUUUUCUUCACAUACAAAAAUCGUCACCUUGAAGAUUGCAAAAUCAUCGCUAACCAAGCUUCCAAAAUCAUGGACCUCGCUGUGAAAAGUGGAGGAAUAUCUCAUGGAGAUUAUGUGAAACAAAAGGUGGAACUUGCCAAGCAAAUGAACUUUCUAGCCAAAGUCGAGACAGUUCCAACCACUUCCAAAAUCACUAAUGAUAUCGAAGCCAUCACCAGUACGGCUCUUAUUCGCAAAUUUCCAGAUAUAAAUUGCGAUCGACUGGUUAUAGUGGAACUCAAACAUGACCGACCGUUCUUGGAAGAAGUGAGUCGUCGAGUAAAAAUUGACAAAAUUGUCUAUGUCCUCCCACCAUGUUUUCCUUCUCUUUUUUGGCGAAAAUUCUGGGUCAAGAAGCUCCAAGAACCUGAAAAACUGGUGAAAAUGAACACUGGACGAAUCAGAAUUCACCCAGAAACCAAUAAAGUACUACACUAUGAACAAUUAUGCCUCAAUUUUCAUGUCCCCACGCUAUACGACCAUUACAGCCAUUUCGAAGGCUCGAGCCAACCGCAAUUGGUGAAACAAUGCUCGCAUGCCCUUACAAGAAUCUUUACACUUGUUGUGGAUUUUGUUCAGCUGUUCGCUGCCUUGGAUGAAGGACAAGUAUAUGGUAUUCAGCAGAUGGGGUAUUGGAUUGCUAGUACCAAGACUCACACUUUGGAGAGCUUUGCCAACAUUUAUGCACCGCUGAUUUUGAAAGUGUCUUCAUACUCUACAAUUCUCGCUGAUAUUCUGGAAAAAAUUGAAAACUUUUUAUCAAAGGUGCAACCAAGUGCACAAGACAUUCUCCAUCUUUGUCAUCAAGUGGAACUUCAAGUGAUGAACUUGUGGGUACGCCAUUGUCAGUUUGUUAAUUUGACCCAUUUCAGACACUUUGAAAAUUGUCUUCUCUUGAUGACUUUAAACAGAUACCUGGUCAAAAUGGGCACCAAUUCUCCUGAGCUAAGAUUUCCAAAGUACUGUCGGUUUCUUCGGUCAUACAGCUUGAAAUGGAAAGUGAUAAAUUAUGGAGCUUCAAUUCGAGCUUCAUUUGCGGUACCUGAUCUUCAAAAGUCCGUGCCACGGUCCAAAGUGUAUCACGAGUUUUAUGGUUGCUGGACUCUGUUCUUUAUAUCAGGGAUUCAUAAGGACCCUGUUGCGAAACUAGAAUCUUCUGGUGGUGCUAAUGAGUUUAGUGUUCUCUUUGGUGACGAAAUAUUGGAUAUCCAGAAAAAUGUUAAUAACACCAUACAGACCACCAUCCUCACCUACCUUUGUUGUCACUAUUUGAAUAAGUGGCACAAGGUCAAAUCUCUCUUACCAAUAGUAUCAUCGACUUUGGACUCGCAGAUGUACGACCCAUUAAUGGUAACCAGCCUAAUUCCUGAAAAAUUGAGCAGAGAAGUCCACAUUAAAAAACCACUAGAGAUGUCCCAUUAUCUCCAGAAGGAGGUUGCCAAGAUUAAGGCUGGAAACUCCCAAGUAUACCUGGUUAUUGCAGCCAAAUUUCGCCAGCUUUCAGUUGCGAAGUCUGCAGAACAUCAAGAUUUAUUGAACAGAGUCUUUGACCCAGUAAGACACGAGGUACAGGAUCUGCUCUCCCAGAUCCAACAUUUGGCAACUACCAUGUAUGAUGUCUACCAUCCAUUGUUGAAUUGGAUCCAUAAUGAUUUAUAG